AUGUCUCUCAAUCUCGAGAAGCAGCUGCGCUUCUACGGCGCAUACCACAAUAAUCCGAUCAAUAUCGGCAUACACACGGUCUGCGUACCCCUCAUACUAUUCGCGUCCGUCGUUCUCCUCACAAAUACUCCCGCGAUACCGCUACCAGAAUGGCUGUCCAUCCCACACUUACCCCUCAACGUCGCCUCGGCCGUGCUUGUCUUGUACACAACAGUGUACAUGCUCAUGGAACCUGUGGCAGGAGCUAUGCUUGCACCCAUACUGAUCGGCGUCACUGCGUACGGAAAUCACCUUACUUCAACGUACGGCGCGAUUGCGAAUAAGUGGGCAGGAGGUGUGUUCUUUGCAUCAUGGAUCGCGCAGUUCAUAGGGCACGGCAAGUUCGAAGGUCGGGCACCUGCGCUCCUGGACAACAUUGUGCAGGCCUUCCUUCUUGCUCCCUUCUUUGUCUGGUUCGAGAUCCUGUUCACGCUCGGAUACCGCCCAGAUUUGAAGAAGCGGGUAGACAAGGCGGUAGAGGAGGAUAUCCGCAAGUUCAGAGAGAAGAAAGGCCAGACAGCGAACGGCAAUGCGAACGGCAUCAAGGCAUCGUGAAUCGAUGUCACGAUAACGCGGGAGCGCCCAUAAAAUUUGAGUGGGACCUGCUCUCGGACCACAACGAACCAGUGAAUUAGGAAAUAAUAGGAUUCUCUAACGGAGAAGCGAGGGCGAGAACGCCUGUGUCAACUUGAAGAGGAAUGGUAUGCAGGGAUCUGUUUAAAGAUCCGCAAUAUAUGUAUGUGCCUGCAGUGGGAAAUUUUGCGAGCAUAGGAUACCAUGGUACAUUGGUCGGAUGUAGAUAAUGAUGAGAGCGAAGAGAUGAUGGAUGUCGCGGUGUGUAUUGAGUUGUUUUAAGGUCUCAUUUACAGUCCAUGACCCUGGGAGAUGUUUGUAUGAUCAUUGUUGGAGGGUUACUAUGUACAAAUACUUGCACCAGUUUGCCGCCUAUGCCCAAGCAACAUCUGUACUCGCAUCGUAUGUCGAGUCCUAAGC
This is a messenger RNA of Paraphaeosphaeria sporulosa, 1032 nucleotides long. Its product is annotated as DUF962-domain-containing protein. Gene Ontology annotation, biological process: sphingoid catabolic process. Lineage: Eukaryota; Fungi; Ascomycota; Dothideomycetes; Pleosporales; Didymosphaeriaceae. Gene Ontology annotation, cellular component: endoplasmic reticulum. The transcript has 4 exons. The coding region runs from base 1 to 594 and encodes 197 amino acids. The record is from RefSeq and is a predicted model, not a curated record.